This is a messenger RNA of Labeo rohita (rohu), 1932 nucleotides long. It is a transcript of the gene olig3, whose product is annotated as oligodendrocyte transcription factor 3. Gene Ontology annotation, molecular function: protein dimerization activity. The coding region runs from base 207 to 989 and encodes 260 amino acids. The transcript has a single exon. NCBI's taxonomy places the organism in Eukaryota, Metazoa, Chordata, Actinopteri, Cypriniformes, Cyprinidae. The record is from RefSeq and is a predicted model, not a curated record.
UCAAACCAGGCGACACGGCCUCGGUCUACAGAGAGAGAAAGAGAGUGAGAGAGAGUGAAAGUGAGAGCGUGUGUGAGAGAGAGAGAGAGAGAGAGAGAGGAAAAAAGAGUCUCCAGUGGGAUAAAUCAGGUGAUCAAGCAGGAGUGACUUGAAAUAAAAACAAGACAAGAGAAAGAGACAACCUCCUACCCAAGCGCAGCCAUAAAAUGAAUUCGGACUCGAGCUCCAGCAGAGCUUCCUCUCCAGACAUGGAUGGGAUGUACCUCCGCGAUCACCACCACCACCACCACCACCAUCCUCAAGACGGACGCCUGAACUCCGUGUCCUCCACGCAGAACGAGCUGCUCCAGAAGAUGACGAGCGAGCACACGCCCAAAACGCCCUCCGGCAGCAAGUACAAACUCAAGAAGCAGGUGACCGAGCAGGAGAUCCAGCAGCUGCGCUUGAAGAUCAACGGCCGAGAGCGCAAGCGCAUGCACGACUUGAACCUGGCGAUGGACGGGCUCCGAGAGGUCAUGCCGUACGCGCACGGGCCGUCGGUGCGGAAGCUGUCCAAGAUCGCCACGCUCCUGCUGGCCAGAAACUACAUCCUGAUGCUGACGAGCUCCCUGGACGAGAUGAAGCGGCUGGUGGGCGAGAUUUACGGCGGCCACCACUCGGCGUUCCACUGCGGGACGGUGAGCCACGGCGGUGCGCACUCGGCGAGCGCGGCGGCGCACCAGGUGCAUCCUCUCCUCGGGAGCGCACUGACCUCGUCCACCUCCUCGACGCUUUCCACCACGUUACCGGGACUUACUUCCAUCAGGGCGCCGCACUCUUUGAUGAAGAGCACCCCUACGCCUCCGCUGCAGCUCGGGGGCUCGUUUCAGCACUGGGCGGGCUUGCCGUGCCCCUGCACGAUUUGCCAGGUGCCGCCGCCUCCCCACCUGCCCAUCACUUCGACAGGACUGACGAGGCUCUCGACAGAAAACAAGGAAGUGAUGAAGUGAACGUCACGCUGUAAACAGUGAACGGACUGGACUUUGCAUGAUCUGUUUGUUUGUAUGUUUGUUCGUUCGUUUGUUUGUUUUAGCCCUUACAAGUUCACAACUUCGUCCUUGUAACAAGGAUCUCGUCGAUUGCUUUGUAAGGUAACUACUUCAACGUUAUGGAGUACGUGCUGCAUAACGCGCUGUAAAUAAUGUCAGGGGCCGCGCCAGGCUCCGCGCACAUUCACUGUAAAUGAGAGUAAAUUGUUCUAUUUGAGGCGGAAUCUAUGUGUUUGAAGUUGCCCUGGAAACGCGAGCACUCCCCUUACACAGAUUUGCCGUGGUAACCAUACUGUCCGCCAAAAAACGCAGAUAGCCUACAAAGAUUAGCGUUUCAACUGUAAAACAAUUAUAGCCUACAUUAAUGUGGGGUCUCCUUCGAACGCUGUUAGAACCACCAUGACGUUUCGUUGUUACGCGUAUCUGUCCUUCCUAUGGCGUUUUGGCGCAAACUGUGGCUUUCGUGGUAAAUUUGCGUAAGGGUCGGCAAGGCUACUUGUUGAUCAUGUGAUGUGGGGGAGUUGCGUGCAUGUAUCUUUUUUUGCAAAGGGUAUGAAAAGACGAAUCCCACAUGUUCCUUGUAACAAGGAUUGUGAAAAGGCAUUUCGGAUGAAAACCGUACGACUAUGGAUUUAGUUCGCACUAGAGUGUUAUUAUUAUAUCUCUUUCGAUUAUUUUAUUCAUCCUUUGUCAGCCUAAGUAAUAGCUGAACAUUCAGUCGUGUUAUUUCUGUGUCGUAUCUUUAUUUGAAAUUCUUCGGCAUGGCAUCUUGUUCAAACAACCUAAAAGCAUGAUCUUUUUUUCCUGGGAAAAUUUUGUUAUUCCAGAGAGAUUGCCGUGGUCUUUAUUUUUGUACAUUCUUGUUGACAAAUGAGAUAUUUAUUAUUGCCCAGUGUUCCUGGAU